Cladophialophora psammophila CBS 110553 is the source of this 3192-nucleotide messenger RNA. RefSeq lists its product as uncharacterized. Bases 1 to 3192 code for a protein of 1063 amino acids. The record is from RefSeq and is a predicted model, not a curated record. NCBI's taxonomy places the organism in Eukaryota, Fungi, Ascomycota, Eurotiomycetes, Chaetothyriales, Herpotrichiellaceae. The transcript has a single exon. Gene Ontology annotation, cellular component: cytosol. Gene Ontology annotation, biological process: cytoskeleton organization.
AUGGACAACAUCAGUGUCGAUGAGGUAGACACGAAACCGAAACGCCCACUUUUACGACGCGAGGGUUCGACGACGGCCCCCCCUCCGCCUCCAUCACAGCCACCACCAGCUCCGCCAACCCAACCAGAUCCUACAGAUUCUCUAAGUCUCCCGCAGCUGAGGCAGUUAGUAGGACAGUUUCCCAAAGCUGAACAGGCCCCCUACGCAUUUCAGUAUGAGGACGCCGAGGACUUUGAGCGCGAGAUUGACCAGUGGUUUCAUUACACCGAACUUGAACAGGAUCGACAGUAUCUGCUAGCCUCUUUAGAGGCUUUCGAACAGAGAUGGAAGUUUUUCUGCCAGUCAGAAUCCAUUUCCGACGACUCAAAAUGGACCGCUGUCAGCCAAGAGCAGCGAGUGAGAUUUGUGUCGGGUCUGGUUCAUGAUUUGGACGACGAAGAUUAUAGUCUGCGCGUCGAAGCCCUAUGCUGCAUCUACUACAUCUUGAUGGGUGCUUGGAGCACCACCUCUGGACUAGAGACGGAGGAGGCCGCCACCGAGGAAGAACUGUCGCAUCCCGAAGAUGACCGAUGCAAUAUUCCCCAGGUCCAGUGGAUGCACAAUGGCGUGGACAUUAUGGAGCAGAACUCGGUUAUUCCCCACCUUUACAGUUGCUUGAUUCAAGCAGCGAAGGCUCCCGACCUGUCACAUCCCCCAGAAGCGGCCAAUGGAGAGGAGACAACUGAGGGAGCUUUUGGCGAAAAUGAGUAUCGAGAGCUCAGCCUAUGCCUUUCUUGCUUCUAUAUUUUGAUCGAGUCAUCCCGGGUUCGGAUGGAGACAGCCGCUGGGCAGGCCCUACGACGUUCGAUCUCUUCCUUACACCCAAACUUCUUGGUCUUUCUUGUCGGCAUGAUUUCACGUUUACGAUGGGAUGAACUGUACAAUAUACCCCUUAUGCACGCAUUGCAAUUGUUCUGGAAGUCGAUCCUCCUGGUGUUUGGGGAUGUCUCGAAUCAUCUGGAAAAGGUCAAAAGCAUAUUGCAACCGCGUGUGGACCCAUUCUCUGCAGAAGCCGCCCACCCGGUUCUUACGGCGUCUCCUUUGGAUUACCACCUCUUUAGACAAGAAAUCACCUCAAAGUAUCCCGCAUAUAACCCGCCGCCACCCAUAAUACCCCUGGAGAUGGAGCAAAAAACCAUGCUUCCUCCACUGUCGAAUCAGUCUCGGAAUGACAUUCCCGGAUCUGUUGGAGCAAGCAUGAGCGGCGCGGCAACUCGAGGAUCGAUUCUUCACCAACCCGUUCACAUCGCCACGCCGGCACCUUCACCACCCCCGUCACCCAUUGGGCCUGGUGGAAAAGCUGGUAAGAAACAGAACUAUCAGACCAAUCAGAACUUUCCGUUCCUCUACCCGCCUCUAGACAGCACUAGCGACAAUAUUGGCGGCAAAGGCUCGACGAGAGUUCAGGAUAUGAUGGUGGGCAAGAAAUGGGAAGGCAGCGAUGUACCUCUUUCCAUUAUCGAAGCCGGAGAGCUGUUCGCUAGUCGUAUGAGGAUGACGCGAGCAAUGCGCCAACUUUGGAGGGAACGAGAUUUGUUUAUGAAGUAUGAAAGAGGGUGGAAAGGAGACACUAAGGAUGAGGCGAAAGAAGAGAAAGACGAAAGAAGCGAGGAGGAGAAGGAACUCGAGACCCUUGAGGAUCCUGACCUGCGUUCCCGCAUGUUGGCAGUGGACGAUUUCUUCCACCACGCGCUGCCAGACCUGCAGUCGUUGGUCAUUGUGAUGAUGAAAGUGAUGCUUACCAAUGUCCAGGACAUUGCUGUUCGCAAUGGUGGUGCUCAAGAAACAACGCAAACCGGUGGACUGAAUCGCACCAAGUCGAGUUCCAACAUGGCCCAGAACCAGACGCUGCCCAUGCCACCGCCGCCCCCGCGUCCUGACGAAAUGACACUGGAAGAUCUGGAUAAUGUCCGUUCUCGGGAGAUCAGUCAACAAGCAGUAUCUGGGGCUCUGUUUCUCCUGCUGAAGUGGCUCAAGGUGUCUCACGUGUUGAAGUUCGAAUACAUGACCCAGCUGCUCCUGGACUCUAAUUACGUGCAGCUCACGCUAAAAUACUUUGCGCAUCAGAACCUGGAGGACCUCGUGGCUUUCAGGUACGAUCGAGAUGAUCUGAGCGUCUGGCAUUAUUGUCACGUUCAUUCGGACCACCCACCGUUAUCUCCUACCAGCCCGGACGAGAGAUCGGAAGCUUCCGAGGGGGAUGAAGCCAUUCCGCCACCUAUCUCAAGGCAUAGGAGGUCGCCGACAGCUCGCUCUGAGGCCCAACCCACUAUCGACCAAAGCAAUCAACAACAAUCGAUCCAACCAAAUCCAGAUGCGCUCGCCCGACCCUCAGUCGACGAGCUUGGCAACCCGCUUGGCCCUCUCCCGACGAGUCCAAUCACCACUUACUCAUUUCGGCAAUUUCAAACCUCAAUCCACCUUCUUCGCGUUCUACAAAAGUUGACACGGGGAAAAUCUCACCGCAUCUUAUUUCUCGUUCAAUUCAAGUCUUCACAAAUAUUGCGCCGGGUUCUGCGCGUCCCAGAUCCGACCCUCCGAUUAUAUGUACUCAAGCUAUUCAAACUACAAGUCCCCUAUUGUGGUCGGAAAUGGCGGCAAAGCAAUAUGCGCGUCAUCACGGCAAUCUACCUACAUUGCCGGCCAGAACUGCGGGACGAGUGGCUGGCAGGGAUGCACGACGCCAACGUUGAGGGGGAGGUCGAUGAGGCGGUGCCGCUCGAGUGGGCGCUCAGAGGGCUUACUUUCUGGUGGCAGAAGAGGAGGUAUCCUGAUGUUGCUAGGAAAGGGAAGAAAGGGGCGGAUACAAAGGCGGAGGAUGAUGUUGAUGAGAAUGAAGUUCGGCUUGAUGAUAUUGACGAUGACGAACGUGAUUUCUUUCAACGCGAAUUGGAUGCUAUUGGAUGGGGCCUUGCAGGGUUGCGCAUGGCUGAUGGAUCUGAGGACGUCGUCUUUGGCGAAGAAGCCGGGAGCAUCAAUGGAGCCUAUUCUAUUGCUAACGGCGACACGAACAAUGUCAAUUCUGGAGGGACUGCCUCCGGCAGCGCAGGAGGAGGCACAGUUGCGGGUAUGGGACCACCCCAGACCCCAAUACCUCAGCCACAAUGGGUUGUUGCCGAUGCAGCCGCUCUGGACAAUUGGCAGAACAGUUAG